UCUAGUUCAGUCAGUAAUUCACGCUUGUUGAGAGAGGUUAUACGCGUUGUUCAACUGCUUUGCAAUGGGUCUAGGUUUGCUGUUGUUGAUCGGAUUAGGUACGCUUAUCUUCUGGUUAUAUAGACUCAAUAAGGAAUACUAUGUGCUGGCCUUCUUUGCUAAGCGAGUACGCACGAAGGAUGGACGACCCGUAGAAUAUAUAGCUCCGGUAGCUGAGGGACGCACUAUAUUCGGAAACUCUUUCGACUUGAUUGGCCGAAAUGAGGCUGAGGUGUUUUUUGAUAUGCGCAAUAGAACCAAGAAAAUGUGUCGCAGCUAUAUAGAAUAUGCCAUGGGCACUUCCAUAUUUUGUAUCAUCGAUGCGGACAACUUGGAAGCCGUGUUAAAUGAUCAGAACCUGAUAACCAAGGGUAUGGUGUAUGAAUUCUUGCAACCGGCGUUACACACUGGCCUGUUGACAUCAACAGGUCAGAAAUGGCACUCAAGACGCAAGAUGCUUACGCCCACAUUUCACUUCAAUAUCUUGGGACAAUUUGCAGAGAUUUUCAAAGGCGAGAGUUUGAAAUUCGUGCAGCAAUUUGAGGGAAAGGACGAGGUCUCUAUCUCCCUAAGUGAGCUUAUACCAAGGUUCACUCUCAACAGUAUUUGUGAGACAGCCAUGGGCAUCAAGCUGGAUGACAUGGCAGCCAAGGGGGAUCGCUAUCGCCACAGCUUCAGCAUGAUUGAAAAGAUAUUUAUAAGGCGAUUCAGCAAUCCAAUUUAUUGGAGCGAUACUUUGUAUGAACUGUUCGGCUCCAAGGAGGACAAACGCUUCUUACAGGAUGUUCAUGAUUUCUCUAGUGAAAUUAUAGCCAAGCGCAGAUUACUUUUGGCACAAGAGGUAAAGGAAAGGGGAAGCAGCCAAGCGGCAGACGAUGAUAUUUAUAUUAACAAGAAACAACGCUUUGCCAUGCUGGAUACACUAAUCUUUGCUGAAAAGGAUGGCCUAAUUGAUCAUGCGGGAAUUUGCGAGGAGGUGGAUACGCUCAUGUUUGAGGGCUUUGAUACCACUUCCAUUGGCUUGAUAUUUGGACUUAUGAACAUGGGCUUAUACCAAGAUAAGCAGGAACUGUGCUAUCAGGAGAUAAGCGAACACAUUGCUGAUGACUUUAGUAACUUGGACCUUAAUCAGGUCUCUAAACUAAAGUAUUUGGAGUGCUUCGUUAAGGAGACGAUGCGACUGUUUCCCUCGGUGCCAAUUAUGAGCCGUAAGACUCUAAAGGAAACUGAACUGGCUAAUGGUCUGAUACUGCCGCCAGGAGCGCAGAUUGUUAUGCAUAUCUUUGAUGUACAUCGCAAUCCCAAAUACUGGAGCUCACCUGAGGAGUUCCAGCCCGAACGUUUUUUCCCCGAGAACAGCAGAGAUCGUCAUACCUAUGCCUAUAUACCUUUCAGUGCGGGUCAACGCAAUUGCAUAGGUCAAAAGUUUGCCCUGCUCGAGAUGAAAACACUGCUCAUCGUAAUACUCAAAAAGUUCAUUGUCUUACCUCUGGUUGAUCCCAAAGAUAUCGUUUUUCACACGGGCAUCACAUUGCGUUGCAAAAAUGAUAUUCGAGUGAAACUAGUGAGACGUAGUUUUACGAGCUUGUUUCAGUCAGAGCUGAGCGCUUGUACGGAGAAGUUAUACGCAUUGCUUAACCGCCUUACAAUGAGUUUGGGUCUGCUACUGCUGAUCGGCCUGGGCACGCUCAUCUUCUGGCUAUAUAGACUUAAUAAGGAGUACUAUGUGCUAGCCUUCUUUGCCAAGCGAGUGCGAACUAAAGAUGCACGACCUCUGGAGAGUAUAGCACCGAUAGCUGAAGGACGAACAAUAUUUGGAAACUCUUUCGAUUUGUAUGGCAGAAAUGAUGCUGAGGUAUUCACCGAUCUGCGUGCAAAAAUCAAGAAAAUCGGUCGCAGCUAUAUAGAAUAUGCCAUGGGCAGAGCCAAGUUCUGCAUAAUUGAUGCAGAGAAUUUCGAUAACAUAUUGAAUGAUCAGAAUAUGAUAUCCAAAGGACUCGGAUACCAAUUUUUGCAUCCCUUUCUACGCACGGGUCUAUUAACCUCAACUGGUCAGAAGUGGCACUCAAGGCGCAAGAUGCUUACGCCCACAUUUCACUUCAAUAUUUUAAGCCAAUUUGUAGAAAUUUUCAAAGCUGAAAGUUUUAAAUUCGUGAAGCAAUUUGAGGAAAAGGACGAGGUCUCUAUCUCCCUAAGUGAGCUUAUACCAAGGUUCACUCUCAAUAGUAUUUGUGAGACAGCCAUGGGCAUCAAGCUGGAUGACAUGGCGGGCAAGGGGGAUCGCUAUCGCGAAAACUUCACCAUGAUCGAAAAGAGAUUUAUCAGCCGCAUAAGCAAUCCCAUAUAUUGGAAUGAUACCAUUUAUCGCCUUUUUGGAGCCAGCAAGGACAAGCAAUUCUUAGAGGAAGUCCAUGGUUUCUCUAGUGAAAUUAUAGCCAAGCGUCGAAAACUUUUGGCAGAAGAAAUUAAAGAAAAGAAAAAUAAUCAAGAAGGAGUUGAUGACAUUUAUAUCAACAAGAAACAACGCUUUGCCAUGCUGGACACUCUGAUCUUUGCGGAAAAGGAUGGCUUGAUUGAUCACGUGGGAAUUUGCGAGGAGGUGGAUACACUCAUGUUUGAGGGCUUUGAUACCACUUCCAUUGGCUUGAUAUUUGGACUUAUGAACAUGUCAUUAUAUCAAGAUAAGCAGGAGCUGUGCUAUCAGGAGAUAAGCGAACACAUUGCUGAUGAUUUCAAUAACUUGGACCUUAAUCAGCUAUCCAAACUAAAGUAUUUGGAGUGCUUUAUUAAGGAGACGAUGCGACUGUUUCCCUCGGUACCCGUUAUGAGUCGCAAGGCAGUAAAGGAGACCGAACUGCCCAAUGGUCUGAUAUUACCGCCGGGUGCCGUCACUAUGCUGCAUAUCUAUGAGCUGCAUCGCAAUCCCAAGUACUGGAGCUCACCUGAGGAGUUCCAGCCCGAACGCUUUCUGCCCGAGAACAGCAAAGACCGUCAUACCUAUGCCUUCAUGCCCUUCAGUGCGGGCCAACGCAAUUGCAUAGGUCAAAAGUAUGCCAUGCUCGAGAUGAAGACACUGCUCAUCGUAGUACUGAAGAAGUUUAAAGUUUUACCUCUCAUUGAUCCCAGGGAUUUAGUUUUCCAGACUGGCAUCACAUUGCGUUGCAAAAAUAAUAUUAAAGUCAAACUAGUUAAACGUGCUUAGGGCUAAACUCUUUACUUAAUUCUAGCUUAUUUUCUCCUUUAUAUUUUAGAAUGGAUUGGAAUAUAAAUAUUUAUUGUUUCUAAAUUCUUUAAAAAAUGUACAAUCUAAUAAAUUUCUUAAAGUCAAA
Drosophila mojavensis is the source of this 3368-nucleotide messenger RNA. RefSeq lists its product as uncharacterized. Gene Ontology annotation, molecular function: iron ion binding; monooxygenase activity; oxidoreductase activity, acting on paired donors, with incorporation or reduction of molecular oxygen. Lineage: Eukaryota; Metazoa; Arthropoda; Insecta; Diptera; Drosophilidae. The record is from RefSeq and is a predicted model, not a curated record. The transcript is spliced from 16 exons. Bases 65 to 3241 code for a protein of 1058 amino acids.